GCCUACUCAUUUCCUUUGUCAGUUAAUGUUUCAUCUGUUUUACUGAAGUUAGCAAAUGUCUCAGACAAAUGAACUCAUGGAAUUAUUUUCAUUUGGUUAAGCUUUCUUUGGAAGUCACUGCCUAGUUCCUUCUUUAGUACAAAAUAUAACUUUGCUUUUACUCUUUCCUGGACAGCAAGUUUUUUACAGCACCUGAUGUAUGGAAUUAUAUUUGUCUUCGCUUUCCUCAUUGGGACACCCCUACUAGGUGUUGUGCAGAUUACAGCUAUCGAAGUGUUUACUUCUAAGGAAGUAGAGGCUGUGAAUGGGACAGAUGUUAAACUGAAAUGCACAUUUUCAACGUCUGCACCGAUUGGAAACAAAGUUACAGUAACGUGGCACUUCAGGCCACAAGGAGGAAAAGCUGAUGAGACUGUUCUGUACUAUAAUAAUGAACCCUACCCUCCUGUUUCAGGGAGGUUUAAAGGUCGGGUUAUCUGGUCUGGUAAUUUGGCUGGGAAAGAUGCCUCCAUAACUAUCCGGGAUUUGCAACACACAGAUAAUGGCACAUUUACAUGCCAAGUACAGAAUCCUCCAGAUGUGCACGGGAUUGUGGGAGAGGUGAAGCUGAGCGUAGUUGACAAAGUUCGUUUCUCUGAGAUCCAUCUCCUGGCAAUUGUGAUUGGAGGGGCCAUUGGACUAAUCAUCCUCAUUGUACUUCUGGUGACAUGCAUUAAGUUAUGCUGCAGAAGAAAAAGUCAAGACAGCUGGGAUGGAGUGGAGUACCAUGACUGUAACAAAAUGCAAGAAGUAAAUGUAGUAAAGAAAAACUCUGAACAGACAGCCUCACUUGAAUCUUACAGUUAAGUUUGUGGAUAAAGACGAGCUGCAGUUAUUGCUUUAUCGUUAUUUCUAUACAAGCUGUGAGGCUGGACUGAAGAAAAGACUCUGGUUUACUUUCCAGAUUAAGUUAUUUUCUGUCUGCUACAUACAUUUGUUUUUCAAAAAUGUUACGGUUACUUCUACCCUUUGUUUGGGUGUGUACUUCCUGUGAAAGUACUGCCAUGAACUGAAUGUGCAGUGAGAGAAAAAUCUUGGGCUGUGGGAAGUUUCUACCUUACUAACUUCAGAAAUGUUUCCAGAUAAUUUAACUUUUUAAAUUUCCCAUAGUUUAAUGUUUUCAUAGAAAUCAAGUCUUCCACAUUGGGAAAGAGAACACUAGAUUUUUUUUUCUAUUUGGUAUUUUUGCCAUUGUAUAUUGCAUUUGAUUUUGUAUUCUGAGCUGCCAUGGCAUCAGAAUAUUUAUCUACUGGCUUUUCAAACAGUUAGCUGAAGUCAGGCUAAAAACAGUAAUUUUCAUCUAAAAACAACACUGUAAAUUGCUUAGUAUGUUUUUAUGUAACUGCUAGUUUUUUAGUCUGCAAUGAUGAAACCUGUGUUUGUGUAUGCCUGUGGUUGGGGUUCUACUACAUCUACAUUUGCAGCACAGUAAAGUGUUUAAUAAUAUAUUAUAAGUGGCAUCACUUGUAAACAAAAUGUCUAAAGUAUAGAAACCUGGCUUAUUUAGUCUAUCAUGAUAUAUUUUUCUAGAAGGCAAUCCCCUACAGUUUAAGGGAAAUGUGUUAAGGUUGUAACACUCAACCAAGGAGACAUGGUUUGUACUAUCAGGUCCCAUUAUCUGUGAUUUUUAAUAGUAUUACAAACAUUCUGUUUACAAGUUUGUGAUUAUCUUUGUAGCUUAACUGAUUGUGUAUUUUCUGUCUAAAUUAAUCACGUAAUUAGGAAAAGAUCCCUAUUUUCCUUAUAAAGAGUUUCAAGGAAAGUUCUUGAACUGUAAGUUCUGUCAAAAUUAGUCACACAAUUAGUGCACAGCCCCUCCUUUUAUUUUCUUCUAAAGAGCUCUAGGGCUAGGCCCUAGAAUUGUAAAUGCCUGACUAAAAACUACAGGAAUUUUGGCUGCAUACCUUUAUCACAGUUAUUUAAAUGUUUGAUCAUUUUGAUUAACUCUGUUUACCAGAUGUGUCUUUUAUAUUUGUGUUUUGUUAAAAAAAAAAAAAAACAAAUGGAAAACAAAAAACACUUGACUGUACAAGUAGUACCAGAUACUAUUUAAUUGUCUGUCAGUGCUCGGAAACAAAACGUUGCAUUGUGUGUGUGUAUAUGCGCAUCUGUGCGCGUGAGUGCAUGUGUGAGAACUGGAUUUAAAAAAAAAAACAUAAGUCUUUUCCAUUUUGGUAAAAGGCUAUACUCUGCUACCCCUUAACAUUCCAGAAUCAUCCGUUUGCAAUUUCCAUUAAUUUCUCCAGAGAAAAGAAGAUGGUUUACCUGAAGGUCAUAUUUUGCUUUCAAAUACAUUUCAAGAACCUUUUCAAUUGGUAGUCAUCCUGCCUAUUAAAAUGUAAAUUGUUACAUUGUUGUGUUCAUACUUGCUGGUUAUUCUGAGAUGCAGACAAACUUACACUAAUUACAGUUGUAAAUAGAAGUUAUACAAGGAAUCUUUGUACAUUAUACAUACAUGUUAGACAUUAUGCCUUCUUAACCCUUUCUGCUUGUUACUUACGAAACCCGUGUGCCAUUUUGUGUUAUGCAACAGGAAUGUCUUGUGUAUAUAGAAGUGUAUGACAGACACUUCUGUGGCAAAUACUCACCAAUGAAGUGUCAUUGGAUGGGAGUCAUUGUAUAAUUAUCUUAACCAAGACUGCAUUGUUAGUGAUACAUGAAAUGAGCACAUAUGUCAUUUUGUUUUGUUCAUGUUGCAGUGAAAACAUAUUUAACUGCAUUGUUUCAGAUGUACUCUUACUCAGCGUACAGUCUGUCAUCUGAGUAUCUUAGAUGCAACAGUGCAGCCUAUAUGCCACUGAAUGGAGCAUUGGUGGUAUGGACCCCAUUUAUCCAACACUUAACACUGCCUGGCCAUCUAGCUGCAGAGAUCCACUUAAUAAAUGGGAAAUUGUAUGGCAUUCAUUAAUGUGCCAAGCGAUUCAGCAAAUAAUUGUCAUGAAUUCUGGGUCUAGAAAGAAGGUUAUUUCUCUUCCCAAAGUAUACAUGCAAUAAUACCCACCCCAGCAUUGACUUAAUGAGGUGUUGGCCUUGUCUGAAACAUUAAGCCAAUACCUUUGUCUGUUUUUAUUUAGACUCUACAUGGUAAAUAAUUCUUCUUGUGUGCCCACAUUAAUGAUUUCAUUAUUAAAAAACAAAGAUAACCCUGCAAUGUCCUUGAUCUAAUUUCCCAUGAUACAUUUGUUAUAUACUGCUGUAGUGUAGUUAUGUUUUGGGUCAGUAAAGGUACAAUGCAAGUAUAAAAAUAGAAAAGUAACUCUCUUACCACUUGUGUUUUAACAUGUGCCCUGUCAUAUUCAUUAUUAAUUGACAUUUGCAAAACUAGAAAACCAGAGCUCAUUACAAAAUUAAUAUGUCCUACAUGGUAUGCUUUGUAAAAUACCCCAUGUAAAAAGAUGCUGAGUGUUAUAUGUUCAGAAAUGUGUGCAAUGUGCUUCAACAAUGCUACAAGAAUUUCAAGAAUUUAUUAUCUGGGAAUAUAUUUUCAACAGUACUGGAGGAAUUUAUUAUUUGGAGAUGUAUGUGAGUUGAUUUAGUUGAAUUACUACAUGUAUUUAAGAGAUAUUACUACUAACUGCUGCCUGGAAAUGAGUAUAAUACUUCUAUACAGAUGUUUUUUCUUUCUAGUUGUAAUUGUGAGGUACCUGUUAGGAGCAACAGUUUUAAUGUUUUUUUUUUCUUCAUAUGGCAAGUUUUAUAUUAAAAUGAUUUGAAAGCAGACAUUUCUAAAUAAACAAGUCCAGAACUGUA
Molecule: messenger RNA, 3789 nt
Organism: Protopterus annectens (West African lungfish)
Lineage: Eukaryota; Metazoa; Chordata; Ceratodontiformes; Protopteridae
Gene: MPZL2
Product: myelin protein zero like 2
Exons: 6
Coding region: 196-846 (216 amino acids)
Biological process (GO): cell-cell adhesion
Cellular component (GO): membrane
Source: RefSeq, a predicted model, not a curated record